Molecule: messenger RNA, 816 nt
Organism: Suillus bovinus
Lineage: Eukaryota; Fungi; Basidiomycota; Agaricomycetes; Boletales; Suillaceae
Exons: 13
Coding region: 1-816 (271 amino acids)
Source: RefSeq, a predicted model, not a curated record
AUGACCAUAGUUUUAAAUGAUCCCACUUCGUGGCCGACCAUCAAUGCAAAUCGUUUUUACAGCUAUUUUGUCGUUGCUACAUUUGUUGGAUUGACAUAUGAUUGGGCACUUACAUUCGGGCAAGAGGUCGAAUUGGUUUGGGUGCGCUACCUUGGAAUCUUCUCUGCUGUCGUGAACAUGCUUUAUAAUGUUCCGACCAUCUCGCAGACAGAUACAAUGCUGGGCCUUGUACGUCGUAUGGGAUUGGACGGGUUUUGUGGUGUAUGCAAUGCUAUGGGAAAGAUCCUGUCGUUUCUUAUUGUCAUUUUCCUCGCUGUCAACAUUUUCAGCGGAAUAGUCGGCGUAAUGGCAACGAUACAUAAUUCAGGGGGAGGAAAUCUAGUUUUGAAUUCCGUUUCUUGGAUAAUCUCCAUUAUGUUUGAGAUCCUCACACUGUUUCUGGCGGUCUGGAUUGCGGUAAAACACUUCCGUGAACUGCGACAACACUCAACAGGAGGGAUUAUCGGUGAUUGUUUCAUGGUGUUGAUGAAAACUCACAUGCUUUACUUUGCGAGCUUUCUCGCUGUUUCUUGCUUCGAGAUCUUCAUUGAUUUCUCUCCGACACCGUCAACAGAUCCAAAUUCCCUCGAAACUCUUUCUUUUUAUGGCUUGCUUCAGAUUUUGGAGGUCGUGCAGACGUUUGUGCUAGGACCACGUCUGAUCCUUGGCAUUCGAGAAUAUAACGCUAAACUCGUGGCGGAUUCCGACGCAGCAACUGCCAUGACCUCAAUCGCUUUCCAAGAGCGUGUGCAUAUAUCCACUGGCAGUGAUGUGUAA